Cannabis sativa is the source of this 954-nucleotide messenger RNA. RefSeq lists its product as uncharacterized. The record is from RefSeq and is a predicted model, not a curated record. Bases 243 to 584 code for a protein of 113 amino acids. NCBI's taxonomy places the organism in Eukaryota, Viridiplantae, Streptophyta, Magnoliopsida, Rosales, Cannabaceae. The transcript has 2 exons.
AAUGCAUAAGAGGUCACGUCGGAGCACCUGCGUAGAGAUGGUAUGCACGUGUGUACACGGUUUGCCGUUUUAUUAGUGUAAUUGCACUAAUCUCAACUGUGAUUGUUUUAAUUUUUUUGCAGCUCCAGACUUUGGACCAAUUGUUUGCCCUUGUCAAGCCAGGAGACCUGAAUUUCAGCGAGUUUGUAAUUAUUUCUUCAAGCAAGGACUACCCACAACAACAAAAUGGCCACGAUUGUGGAAUGUUUGUAAUGAAGUACAUGGAAUCACUGUUCGAGGAAAAUGAAAUAUUGGAAGAGUUUGAUCCUAUUGAAGCCAGACUGGAUUGUGUUGGGAAAAUUGUCACCCACGAGAGUAACAAGGCUAAACAUGCUGUGAUGGAGGGAGUUAAGAAGCAAUUUGGAUUGAGCAAAACCAAAGUUCUUCCAUCGACAUCUACAACUAUACCAUUACGUAGUCCAUCAAGGUCUCCUCGAGACCCCCGAUUCAGCACAGCGAAGGCCAGGUCCGAAAACAUGUGGACUGGAAAGAGCAAGUCCCCGAAAACACGUCAUUCUAAAAGGCUGGCCAUAAGUAACAAGUAGUAUAUUACAAUGGUUACAAAAGUUACUUUAUUUAUAUAUUUACUAUGUUCAGUACAAUGGUUACAAAAGUUAGGUUUUAGGUCGUAAAUUAUAUUUAGUCAGUCAUGUUAUAUACUUGCAUCAUACUACUGUUAGGUGAUUUGGAAUUGCACUAAUGUUGGUGAUUUUAUAAUUUACUAUAGGGUAAGACUUGUGGUAGUUUUUAGAAUUUGGUGGAACUGAUUAUUAUUAUUGUAUGGUCAUUAUUACUAUUAUUGUGAAUAUUAUUUCGGUUGUUAUACUUUGCCAUUACUAUUAGGUUUUGGAUUUUUUUUUACCAUAACAAUAUGUGAAGUACAUUAUUCUGAAAAUGAAACUAACCAAUUUUACA